AAACUGCAAAUAUGUGGAAAGUAUUCGCAUUUCUAAGCCUUGCAUUUAUUUCAACGAUAUAUGCACAAGAUGGGCCCGCAGGAUCCUCGUUAAGUGACCGUGGUCAUGGCGCGGUAGCAUUCUCGGUGGGACUCUCUCAAACCAUGCACAUCAUGAACGCCGAGACGGUGUUGUUCAACAAGGUAUUCUCAAACCUGGGAAGUGCUUACUCAGAUCACACGGGGAUAUUUAAGUGUCCCCACAGCGGAAUGUACGUGUUUCAUCUUCACGCCUAUGAUAUGAAUAAGGACAAAGCUAUGUGGUUAGAACUGAAGAAAAAUAAUGAGCUGCUUGUGUCAAUAUCCGGGUACGACAGCCAUUCUACCGCCGGAAAUACAGUACUCGUGCACCUAAAUCGCGGAGACACUGUUUAUGUGAAAGCUCGACAAGGACAAGAAUUUUCGCUGUUUGGGCGGCAGGAUGAAAUAUAUGCCACAUUCACGGGAUACAAGGUCAGUGACGCCAACUACCUGUCUGCACCAAGUCCCGAUCAGGACCCAUUUGCCUUUCUUCAAGGACGCAGGCGUUAGAGUAAUACAAACAUUUCGUUAGGCGUGAGUUUUAUUUCAGAUUUGGAGAAUGUUUACUUUUA
Saccostrea echinata is the source of this 631-nucleotide messenger RNA. RefSeq names its product complement C1q-like protein 4. NCBI's taxonomy places the organism in Eukaryota, Metazoa, Mollusca, Bivalvia, Ostreida, Ostreidae. The record is from RefSeq and is a predicted model, not a curated record. The transcript is spliced from 3 exons. Gene Ontology annotation, molecular function: protein binding. Bases 12 to 569 code for a protein of 185 amino acids.